Messenger RNA from Pipra filicauda (Wire-tailed manakin), 2007 nucleotides. It is a transcript of the gene OGFOD1, whose product is annotated as 2-oxoglutarate and iron dependent oxygenase domain containing 1. The transcript is spliced from 12 exons. The record is from RefSeq and is a predicted model, not a curated record. Gene Ontology annotation, cellular component: cytoplasm. Lineage: Eukaryota; Metazoa; Chordata; Aves; Passeriformes; Pipridae. Gene Ontology annotation, molecular function: iron ion binding; L-ascorbic acid binding; peptidyl-proline dioxygenase activity. Gene Ontology annotation, biological process: peptidyl-proline hydroxylation; regulation of translational termination. The coding region runs from base 1 to 1617 and encodes 538 amino acids.
AUGGCCGCCAAGCGCCGCGGAGCGGGCGCGCCGCCGGGGGCGAAGCGCGGGAAGCGGGAGGCGCGCGCCGAGCUGUGCGCGGCCCUCGGGGACGCGGCGCUGCGGGAGCGCGCGGGGGCGGCCUGGGCCCGCGGGGAGCGGCUGCAGCACGGUACGGCACGGUACGGCCUGGUACGGCCCGGCAUGGCCCGGUACGGCCCGAGGCGGCGGCGCUGGAGCCGGCCCCGUUCCGGCACGCCGUCAUCCCCGGGUUCCUGGCGGGCGCGGCCUUCGCGGAGGCGCUGCGGGACGAGCUGCUGGGCCUCGGCUUCCGCGGGCGGCACAACGACCUCCUCUCGCUGCGGCAGGAAUGCUCUCUGUGAAGAAUUCCGACCGUGGCUUUCUGCUGUGACCCAGAUAGAGCUGGAGCCAACUAUUGACAUCUCUUGUGCUAAAUAUGAGUAUACUGAUGUGUUGCUGUGCCACGAUGACGAGCUGGAAGGUCGGAGAAUCGCCUUCAUCCUGUACCUCGUCCCAGCCUGGGAGAGCAGUGACGGGGGAACGCUGGACCUGUUCAGCACGGACGAACACCUUCAGCCACAGCACAUCACCAAGUCAUUAGUACCUUCGUGGAACACGCUGGUUUUCUUUGAAGUGUCUCCAGUCUCUUUCCACCAGGUGUCCGAGGUCGUGUCGCGGAAGUGCCGCCUGUCCGUGAGCGGUUGGUUCCACGGCCCGGCCGUGCCCAGACCCACACGCCACGCUGAAGCUCCCUUGCCCAGGAGCCCCCACAUCCCCUACGAUCAUGAAAUACUGUAUGAGUGGAUCAAUCCAGUUUAUUUGGACAUGGACUCCCAAGCUCAAAUCCAGGAGGAAUUUGAGGAACGAUCAGAAAUUCUCCUGAAAGACUUUCUUAAGAAAGAGAAAUACCAACUACUCUGUGAAGCAUUGGAGAACAAAGAGAUCCAGUGGAGCAGUCGGGGGCCUGCCAAUAAAAGGCUCUAUGAGGCAGCAGAGGAGGUCAGCCUCCCUGACACCCUGAAGAAAUUCCUGCAGCUCUUACGCUCCGAGGCCUUGUUUUUGCUGCUUUCCAACUUCACUGGCUUAAAGCUGCACUUCCUGGCUCCCUCUGAUGAGGAUGAAGAUGCUGGGGAAGGACGAGCAGCGGACACUGCUGGGCACAGAAGUCCCAAACCCGAGCAGGAAGAAGCUGAACAACAUGCUGAGGGCAAUCCCUGUGAGCCAGAGCAGCCUGACAGCUCUGGUGAAGCGCAGGACGGCGAGACACGGAGCAGCUCGGGUGCCCCGGUGUGUGCGGGGGAGCUGCGGCGCUGGACCCACGGGCACUACACUCUGGUCCACGACACUCAAGCAACAGAGUUUGCUCUCGACCUGCUCUUCUUCUGUGGCUGUGAGGACUGGGAUCCUGAAUAUGGUGGCUUUACCUCCUACAUUGCCAAAGGUGAAGAUGAAGAGCUGUUGACAGUGAAUCCAGAGGACAACUGCUUGGCCUUAGUUUACAGAGACAAAGAAACUAUGAAGUUUGUGAAAUACAUCAACCAUCGUAGCUUGGCACGCCUGAACAAGCAUCCAAACAGAACAGGAUUUUGGGAUUUUUCCUUUGUCUAUUACGAGUGAUGGUGCAGAGUGUGACACUGUCACAGGAAAUGGUGGUGGGUGGUGGGCAGGUUCCUGUCCAGGCAUUCAGCUGGGACCUAAGUGCAGACAAAGGUUGCUGAUGCAGCUUCAUCACGCUGCAUACUGUGGGGUCUAGGUGGCUUUUUUACCUGUACAAAUGAAAUUCAGUCUCCUCCCAAGUCCACUGCAACACACACCCUGAACUGCUUUUAAUGCUAUGUGGAGAGGGUUGUCCCACAACCAUCAGCUUUCCAGCUGUGCUCUCAUAGGAGCAGCACAGUGGUGUCUCUGAGCUGUCAGGGUGAGAAUUACAACUGUACAUUGCCCCGAGCUGAUGACUGUUUUUAUUAAAAAAGAAAAAAAGGAAAUGGGUCAGUUAAAUGCUUCAAA